CCAGGGCUCAGGAGGGAGUAUCCCCUUAAUCCGGGGCUCAGGAGGGAGUAUUCCCUUCACCCGGGGUUCAGCAGAGAGUAUCCCCUUAAUCCGGGGCUCAGGAGGGAGUAUCCCCCCACCCGUGGGUGUGGGUAGCUGGGCGCGCCCCCUCGUUCCCAGAGGAACUUCCCGGGAAACCUCUUGAGCAUCUUCCUAACCCCGCUCUUCGCCCUCCCCGCGAGGGUGAAAGGGAGGACACCGGGAUGGUUGAGAACUCGCCGGCCCCGCUGCCAGAAAGGGCGAUCUACGGAUUUGCCCUUUUUCUAGGAUCGUGGUUUGGCUUCAUUUUAUAUCUCAUCUGGGCAUAUAUUCCUGAGACUUGGCUCUUCUCCUUGGGACUGACAUACUGGCCUCAAAAGUACUGGGCAGUUGCUUUGCCAGUUUACCUCCUGGUUGCUGUAGGAAUUGGUUAUAUAUUGCUUUUUGGGAUUAACAUGAUGAGCACAGCUCCACUCGACUCCACACACACCAUCACAGAUAACUACGCAAAAAAGCAGCAGCAGAAGAAAUUCCAGGAGGAAGCAAUUCCAGCACUGAGGGAUAUUCCCAUCAGUGAAGUGAACAGGAUGUUUUUCCUCCCUGAAAAAGGAAUCUGCAAUAGCAGAUAGUCAGUACCGAGGUUUGUUUGAGCAAAGGAUUAGUGGAAAUGUUGCACAAGGACAGUCAAAACCUCUCCAAGCUAACAAAAAAAAAAAUACUCUUUCAGCUUGGAGAACAAAGGUUUUAUGGGUUUUUUUCCCCUAACUAAAUUUAUAUUAACAAAUUUAUUUACCUUCACAACCUGCCUUGGUAUGAGAAUUACACCACAUUAAUUUACCAAGCCAUUCUUGGGAGCUUAAAAUGUCCUGUAACUUGUCUUUUCCCUCUGAGAGGGAAAGAAACACCUUAGUUUAAUUCUAUUUCCAUAGUUUAAUUCUAUUUCCCCUUAAAUUCAGGGAGGAAAAAAAGCUUUUGCUGGUCAAGUGUCGAGGAUCUAUUUUUUAUUAAGUUAAUUGGAACUGUUUACAUUGUAAAUAGAAAGCUUUGCUUUGUAAAUAUUAAUAAAGUGUAGCUCGUUUUUAGGUGUUUGAGCUCA
Molecule: messenger RNA, 1114 nt
Organism: Myiozetetes cayanensis
Lineage: Eukaryota; Metazoa; Chordata; Aves; Passeriformes; Tyrannidae
Gene: PIGP
Product: phosphatidylinositol glycan anchor biosynthesis class P
Exons: 4
Coding region: 243-647 (134 amino acids)
Biological process (GO): GPI anchor biosynthetic process
Molecular function (GO): phosphatidylinositol N-acetylglucosaminyltransferase activity
Source: RefSeq, a predicted model, not a curated record